Messenger RNA from Raphanus sativus (radish), 3887 nucleotides. RefSeq names its product ABC transporter B family member 10. The transcript has 12 exons. Gene Ontology annotation, molecular function: ABC-type transporter activity; ATP hydrolysis activity; ATP binding. The record is from RefSeq and is a predicted model, not a curated record. NCBI's taxonomy places the organism in Eukaryota, Viridiplantae, Streptophyta, Magnoliopsida, Brassicales, Brassicaceae. Gene Ontology annotation, biological process: transmembrane transport. Gene Ontology annotation, cellular component: membrane.
AUGCAGCCGUCCGACAUUUCGGCAAAAGUGGCCGAGAAGAAGAAAGAGAAGAAACGGCCAAGUGUAUCAGUGUUCAAGCUUUUUUCCUUUGCUGAUUCCUACGACUGCGUUCUGAUGACUCUUGGAUCCAUUGGUGCGUGCAUUCACGGAGCCUCCGUUCCAGUUUUCUUUAUCUUCUUCGGGAAACUCAUCAACAUCAUCGGUCUUGCUUACCUCUUCCCCCAAGAAGCUUCUCACAAAGUCGCCAAGUACUCGUUGGAUUUUGUAUAUCUGAGUGUGGCAAUGCUCUUCUCAUCAUGGCUAGAGGUUGCAUGUUGGAUGCAUACGGGAGAGAGACAAGCGGCGAAAAUGAGAAAAGCAUAUCUUCGGUCUAUGUUAAGUCAAGACAUAAGCUUAUUCGACACCGAAUCUUCCACCGGAGAAGUCAUCUCCGCCAUCACCUCCGACAUACUUGUCGUCCAAGACGCUCUAUCCGAGAAGGUGGGAAAUUUCUUGCACUGCAUGAGCCGGUUUAUAGCUGGUUCUGCAAUCGGUUUCGCUAGCGUAUGGCAGAUAAGUCUUGUGACUCUCUCCAUAGUCCCACUCAUUGCGGUCGCCGGUGGCAUCUACGCUUAUGUGAGCACCGGACUCCUCGCUAGUGUCCGUAAAUCAUACGUCAAAGCCGGCGAGAUUGCGGAAGAGGUGAUCGGGAAUGUGAGGACCGUACAAGCAUUCACAGGAGAAGAAAAGGCGGUGAGAUCAUACGGAGAAGCUCUGAAGAAUACUUACACGUACGGGAGAAAAGCCGGUUUAGCCAAAGGACUAGGACUCGGUUCGAUGCACUGUGUUCUGUUUCUGUCAUGGGCUUUGCUUGUUUGGUUCACAAGCAUCAUUGUUCACAAGGGCAUUGCUAAUGGCGGCGAGUCUUUCACGACCAUGCUCAACGUCGUCAUCGCUGGCUUGUCUCUUGGCCAGGCAGCGCCAGACAUCUCCACAUUUGUACGAGCGAGAGCUGCAGCGUAUCCUAUCUUCCAGAUGAUCGAACGGAACAAGGAGGUGAAAACAGGUCGUAAGCUCGGGAAAGUAGACGGAGAGAUUCAGUUCAGGGACGUGACUUUCACAUACCCGUCUCGCCCUGACGUGGUGAUCUUUGACAAGCUGAACCUCGUGAUCCCUGCUGGGAAAGUCGUGGCCCUUGUCGGAGGAAGCGGGUCUGGAAAAAGCACGGUGAUAUCUCUGAUAGAGCGGUUCUACGAGCCUAGCGAUGGGGCAGUGUUUCUUGACGGGAACGAUAUUAGAUACCUUGAUCUCAAGUGGCUUAGAGGACAUAUUGGUCUGGUUAAUCAAGAGCCUGCCCUGUUUGCAACCACGAUUCGUGAGAACAUUAUGUAUGGUAAAGAUGACGCGACGGAUGAGGAAAUCACCCGUGCAGUGACGCUAUCGGAAGCUCUUUCAUUCAUCAACAAACUCCCAGAUGGAUUGGAAACACAAGUCAGUUGAAAAUUAGAUAACUUGGAAGACAAGAAACAAACCCUAAACUUUACUUGUUAUCCGGUUUUACAGGUGGGAGAGAGAGGUGUUCAGCUAUCAGGUGGGCAGAAGCAGAGGAUCACGAUCUCGAGAGCCAUCUUGAAGAAUCCAUCAAUACUGUUACUCGACGAAGCAACAAGCGCACUAGACGCAGAGUCAGAGAAAAGCGUGCAAAAAGCUUUGGACAAAGUGAUGGUAGGGAGGACGACGGUUGUGGUGGCUCAUAGACUCUCCACCGUAAGAAACGCUGAUAUCAUAGCCGUUGUUCAUGGAGGAAACAUCAUUGAGUCUGGAAGCCACGACGAACUCAUCUCUAACCCAGAUGGAGCUUACUCUUCUCUCCUACGUAUCCAAGAAGCUGCAAACCCUAACUUAAACCACACUCCUAACUUACCACCAGUCAGUACAGAACCCCUGCUGAAACGAACAAUAACAAAGACGAAUCUGUCUUCCAUGGAUCAAUCAGGAAACCAACCAGACACAACUAGACAAGGCAAAGUAACAUUGGGACGUCUCUACUCUAUGAUACGUCCUGACUGGAAGUAUGGACUAUUCGGGUUGUUUGGUUCCUUAGUUGCCGGGUCUCAAAUGCCACUAUUCGCACUUGGGAUCUCCCAGGCUCUAGUUUCUUAUUACAUGGACUGGGAGACAACUCAAAAAGAAGUGAAGAGAAUCUCUAUCCUCUUCUGUUGUGCCUCGGUCAUUACCGUCAUCUCACACGCAAUUGAGCAUACCACCUUUGGUAUCAUGGGUGAGCGGCUCACUCUCCGCGUCCGUCAAAUGAUGUUUUCAGCGAUCCUGAGGAAUGAAAUUGGAUGGUUUGAUAAAGUGGAUAACACUAGCUCAAUGUUAGCGUCGCAGCUUGAAAGUGACAGCACUUUGCUUAGAACAAUUGUGGUCGAUAGAUCAACGAUUCUAUUGGAGAAUUUUGGUCUAGUUGUGACAUCAUUCAUCAUUUCUUUUAUACUUAACUGGCGUCUCACUCUUGUUGUCUUGGCAACAUAUCCAUUGAUCAUCAGCGGACAUAUUAGCGAGAAACUUUUCAUGCAAGGCUAUGGAGUAAACUUGAAUAAAGCGUAUGUAAAGGCCAACAUGUUGGCCGGAGAGGCUAUUAGCAACAUUCGAACCGUUGCUGCCUUUUGUGCCGAGGAUAAGGUUCUUGAACUUUAUUCCAACGAGCUUUUAGAACCGUCGGAACGUUCUUUUAGGCGUGGACAGACAGCUGGGAUACUGUACGGCGUCUCUCAGUUCUUCAUUUUCUCCUCCUACGGCCUUGCCCUCUGGUACGGAUCGGUUUUGAUGGGGCAAGGAUUAUCAAGUUUCGAAUCGGUGAUGAAAACAUUCAUGGUUUUGAUUGUUACUGCGUUAGUGAUGGGUGAAGUUUUGGCUCUAGCACCUGAUAUACUGAAGGGAAACCAGAUGGUUGCAUCGGUUUUCGAGCUAUUGGACCGAAGAAGUCAGGUCGUUGGAGAUAAAGGCGAGGAGCUGAGUGAUGUGGAAGGCACAAUUGAGCUCAAAGGUGUUCAUUUCAGUUAUCCUUCACGGCCUGAUGUGACUAUCUUCAGCGAUUUCGACCUGAUUGUUCCUUGUGGAAAAAGCAUGGCGCUGGUGGGACAGAGCGGGUCCGGGAAGAGUUCGGUUCUUUCUCUUAUUCUCCGGUUCUAUGAUCCUACAGCCGGAACAAUCAUGAUAGACGGACAAGACAUCAAGAAACUGAAACUGAGAUCGCUGAGAAGACACGUCGGUCUGGUUCAACAAGAACCGGCUCUUUUUGCAACAACUAUCUACGAGAACAUCUUGUACGGCAAAGAAGGAGCUCUUGAAUCUGAGGUCAUGGAAGCAGCUAAGCUUGCAAACGCUCACGAGUUCAUCAGCUCUCUCCCGGAAGGCUACACGACACAAGUCGGGGAACGUGGCAUUCAGAUGUCAGGCGGCCAGAGACAGAGGAUCGCUAUCGCUAGAGCCGUCCUCAAGAAUCCAGCAAUUCUGCUACUUGACGAAGCCACAAGCGCCUUGGACGUUGAAUCAGAGCGUGUGGUACAACAAGCAUUGGAUAGGCUAAUGAGUAACCGGACCACGGUGGUAGUGGCUCACCGGCUAUCGACGAUCAAGAACUCAGAUAUGAUAAGUGUGAUACAAGAAGGUAAGAUCAUAGAGCAAGGCAGCCACAACAGUCUCAUUGAGAAGGAGAAUGGUCCUUACUCUAAACUUAUCAAUCUUCAGCAGCAGCAAAUCUCCUGAAUAUUAUAACUGUAUUAAUUGUUAGAAUCUUGUUCAUUUCCUCUUUUCGAUCGUACUUUCAUUGAUGAUCUUUCAUGAUGGUAAGAUCAUAUUCUUCACAUUUUAUCUAUCUUUGUGGGUUUAUGUAUCUCCAAAUA